GUUGGAGUAUCAGCUGACUCUCCUUCUCCUUUCCGAAGCUCCGCUAACGCUGCUGCUGCUGCUCUUGCAGCUCGGUUUUCAUUCCUCAGCAGAGCGAGGAGGCGAAGCGAGGCGACUGGGCGGAUAUCUUUCAGCUGUCUCCGUAUAUAUUUUAAAACUAGUGCCUGAGCUCCAGCGUCCUUAGCUGCUGCUUUUGCCCGCGAUGCUGCCGCAUUUAGCUUUUCUGCUCCUGGGAGCCUCUUGGACAGCGGGAGCUUUGGAGGUGCCUACUGAUGGAAAUGCUGGCCUGUUGGCAGAACCUCAAGUAGCCAUGUUUUGUGGCAAAUCAAAUAUGCAUAUGAAUGUUCAAAAUGGAAAAUGGGAAUCUGAUCCUUCUGGAACUAAGAGCUGCAUUGCGACAAAAGAAGGGAUUUUACAGUAUUGCCAGCAAGUUUAUCCUGAACUGCAAAUCACAAAUGUUGUUGAAGCUAAUCAACCAGUAACAAUCCAAAACUGGUGCAAGCAGGGAAGGAAGCAGUGUAGGAGUCAUCCAUAUAUUGUUGUUCCAUAUAGGUGCUUAGUUGGAGAAUUUGUGAGUGAUGCCCUUUUAGUGCCAGAUAAGUGCAAGUUCCUUCACCAGGAAAGGAUGGAUAUUUGUGAAACUCACCUGCAUUGGCACACAGUUGCUAAGGAGUCCUGCAGUGAAAAGGGAAUGAAUCUGCACGACUAUGGUAUGCUCUUGCCCUGUGGAAUUGACAAAUUCCGUGGUGUCGAGUUUGUUUGCUGCCUAGUAGCAGAUGAGAGUGACAAUAUUGAUUCAGCUGAGGCCGAGGAAGAUGAUUCUGACGUUUGGUGGGGAGGUGCAGAUGCAGACUAUGCAGAUGGCAGUUAUGACAAAGUAACAGAAGAGCAGCUAGCAGAAGGGGAUACUACAGAUGUAGAAGAUGAAAAUACUGAUGAUGAUGAUGAUGAAGACGGUGAUGAGGCUGAAGAAGUUACAGAAGAUCAGUACCAGGAAGCCACUGAAAGAACAACCAGCAUUGCUACUACCACUACCACUACUGAGUCUGUGGAAGAGGUUGUUCGAGAAGUGUGCUCUGAACAAGCUGAGACUGGUCCUUGCCGAGCAAUGAUCUCCCGCUGGUACUUUGAUGUGACUGAAGGAAAAUGUGCCCCAUUCUUUUACGGCGGAUGUGGUGGAAACCGAAACAACUUUGACACUGAGGAAUACUGCAUGGCAGUCUGUGGCAGCGUCAUACCUACCACAGCUGCUAGCACUCCGGAUGCUGUUGACAAGUACCUGGAAACACCUGGUGAUGAGAAUGAACAUUCCCAUUUCCAAAAAGCAAAAGAGAGACUAGAAGCGAAGCAUCGUGAAAGAAUGUCUCAGGUCAUGAGAGAAUGGGAAGAGGCAGAACAUCAAGCAAAAAAUUUGCCAAAGGCUGAUAAAAAGGCUGUCAUUCAGCAUUUCCAAGAGAAGGUGGAAUCCUUGGAACAAGAAGCUGCAAAUGAGAGACAGCAGCUAGUAGAGACUCACAUGGCCCGAGUUGAAGCCAUGCUCAAUGACCGCCGCCGUGUUGCUUUGGAAAACUAUAUUACAGCUCUUCAGGCUGUGCCCCCUAAACCUCGACAUGUAUUUAAUAUGCUGAAGAAAUAUGUGCGUGCAGAGCAGAAAGACAGACAGCAUACACUGAAACAUUUUGAACAUGUGCGUAUGGUGGAUCCUAAGAAAGCAGCACAGAUCAGAUCUCAGGUUAUGACACAUCUACGUGUGACAUAUGAACGUAUGAACCAGUCUCUUUCUCUUCUUUAUAAUGUGCCGGCAGUUGCUGAAGAGAUUCAGGAUGAAGUUGAUGAAUUACUUCAGAAAGAGCAAAACUACUCUGAUGAUGUCUUGGCUAAUAUGAUAAGUGAACCCAGGAUCAGCUAUGGAAAUGAUGCCCUCAUGCCUUCAUUGACAGAGACUAAAACAGUUGAACGUCUCCCAGUAGAUGGAGAAUUCAGCCUAGACGAUCUUCAGCCUUGGCAUCCCUUUGCAGUUGAUUCAGUCCCAGCAAAUACUGAAAAUGAAGUUGAGCCAGUUGAUGCCCGUCCAGCUGCAGACAGAGGACUCACCACACGACCAGGCUCUGGAUUAACCAAUGUUAAGACAGAAGAAACCUCAGAAUUAAAGAUGGAUGCAGAAUAUAGACAUGAUUCAGGAUUUGAAGUACAUCAUCAGAAACUGGUAUUCUUUGCUGAAGAUGUAGGUUCAAAUAAAGGUGCCAUCAUUGGACUAAUGGUAGGGGGUGUCGUCAUUGCCACAGUCAUUGUUAUCACUUUAGUGAUGCUAAAGAAGAAACAGUAUACAUCCAUCCAUCAUGGUGUAGUGGAGGUGGAUGCUGCAGUGACACCAGAGGAACGUCACCUUUCUAAGAUGCAACAAAACGGCUACGAAAAUCCAACCUACAAGUUCUUUGAGCAAAUGCAGAACUAGAACACCAUAGCAACCUCAUGAAUUGGACAGCAAAGUGAUUGCUUCACUGCCCAUCGAUGUUCAGCUGAAAGUAAUAUGGAAAUAAGCAAACAAAACAAUGUUUUAUUAUUUACUCAUUAUCGCCUUUUGACAGCUGUGCUGUAACACAAGUAGAUGCCUGAACUUGAAUUAUAAAAUCAGUAAUGUACUUUCUUGACAUUUCAGUCUUUACACUACAUUAAUGAAUGUUUUUGUGUACUGUAAAGUUAGCUGUACUUAACUAGUGCAUGAAUAGAUUAUUUCUUGAUUAUUUAUCAUACAGCUCCUUUAGCCAGUUGUAUAUUAUUCUUGUGAUUUGUGAUGAGCAAAAAAAAUCAAGUCCUAAUUGAAAUAUACUUUAAGAAUUGAUGGGGGAUGCUUUUUGUGUAUGUGGGAUUGAGCUGCUUCUCUUCGCCAAGUUUUCCUUUUUCUGCUUACUAUGCAUUUAAAGACAAAAUGUUUUGGAAUUUUUUUUUAGAAAGUAUUCCAGAUGAGUUAUUUUCCUCUGCAGUUGCAUUUUAUUGUACAGAUUGUUGCUUCUGCUGCACUAGUGAUGUAGAAAAUCAUGGGAAUACACAUUUGUUUCUUUGUGCCUGUUUUAUGUGCACACCUUUAGGCAUUGAGGGAGUAAAGUUUUUUUGCCAUGUAUCUUUUCAUCUAAAAAAGAAAGAAGGAAAAGAAAAAAUAUCAUGCCUGUUAAUCAUGAGCACUUUUAUACCAGGGCAGGGUGAAGGGGAAGGAUAGGAUAGGAUGGGAAAAAUGCCUGCUGGUUCAAAAAAAUUAUAGGGAACCUACAAAUGUUUCUGCAGGAUAAUAUACAGAAUUGUUGCUUAUGAAUUGAUAGCUUUCUAUACUGUGUUACAUAAAUAAAUUACAAAUAAGAUUUUCGGGCAAGAGUUUUACUUGGAGAAAUUACCUUUUGGGAGGAAUAAUUUUAAUAAUGACCAUCAAGUGGGAGGGUGGGGGGGGGAGUUAGGUUUUUUUUCUUCUGCGAAAAGACAUGAUUCAUAGAAUGUCUUCUUUAAAUACAAUAGAUAAAACUAGCAGUGGGUGAGAGGGUGUUUGCCUUGGCAUGCCUUCCCUCUAAAAUGUCUUUUUUCAGUUUGUAUAAUAGUGUUUUAAUGUAAAUAAAUACAUUCCUGGAGGA
Molecule: messenger RNA, 3620 nt
Organism: Pantherophis guttatus
Lineage: Eukaryota; Metazoa; Chordata; Lepidosauria; Squamata; Colubridae
Gene: APP
Product: amyloid beta precursor protein
Biological process (GO): central nervous system development; axonogenesis
Cellular component (GO): membrane raft; Golgi apparatus; cell surface
Molecular function (GO): signaling receptor activator activity; heparin binding; signaling receptor binding
Source: RefSeq, a predicted model, not a curated record